This is a messenger RNA of Puccinia triticina, 1848 nucleotides long. RefSeq lists its product as uncharacterized. Lineage: Eukaryota; Fungi; Basidiomycota; Pucciniomycetes; Pucciniales; Pucciniaceae. Bases 1 to 1848 code for a protein of 615 amino acids. Gene Ontology annotation, molecular function: polynucleotide 5'-hydroxyl-kinase activity. The transcript has 3 exons. Gene Ontology annotation, biological process: cleavage in ITS2 between 5.8S rRNA and LSU-rRNA of tricistronic rRNA transcript (SSU-rRNA, 5.8S rRNA, LSU-rRNA). Gene Ontology annotation, cellular component: nucleus. The record is from RefSeq and is a predicted model, not a curated record.
AUGUCUCAAUUAAAAGCAACACCAUCAACCCCAUCAUCAGCCCAGGAGAGACCGACUAACACUGCCUCAAAGAGCCCCAAACGCCGCAAUUCAUCCAUCCGCUCAGGCUUUAUCGACUCAGAAUGCGUUUCCCACUGGACGCCGAUCAGCGAUCGACCCAACCAAAACUAUCUCCAAACACUCGACCAGAAUCAAAGCCCUCUCUGGAUAAUCGGCUUAUCCACCGGACAAAACUUGAUCCCCCAUGGAACGCUCCAACUCCAAGUUCUUUCCGGCGCCAUAGAGCUCAUGGGCUCGGAGAUCAUCGGACCUACUCCAGAGCCUAUCAGUCUGUUUGCUCCCCCAAGUCAUCCCCUCCCGAUCAUCACCCCCAAGACGAUCCCGACACCCAUCAACCAUUCAACCACCAACAAGCACCUGCUUCCAUUCGACCCAACUCAAUUUGAAGCGGUCAUCCAGCUGCAAGAUCUUCAUUGCGGCAUUCAAGCCUUAGACGAACUGUGGUCAUCCAACGAUCACAAACGUCCCAUCUGGAAAUCCCCAACCAACCCUCUCUCAAUCCAUGGCCAGACUUGGUCCAUUGUCCUAUCCCCCACACCCGAUCUGUCUCAUCUCAGACUCCCGGCUAGCUGGACAUCCGCCCUCUCGAGCUUACCAUCGACUACUAGUCAGGUCUCGGGCCCAAGAUCGGAGAUCUUUUUUAUCGAAGGCCCCAAAAGCACCGGCAAAUCAACCUUUUCAACCCUGCUUAUCAACACCCUCUUAAACUCAUUCAAAACCGUCGCCCUCCUCGAUCUCGAUCCUGGCCAACCCCUUCUCACACCACCAACCCUGCUAUCCCUUCACAUCUUGAACUCGCCGAUCCUCGGACCCUCGUUCUGUAGACUGGCUGCACCCCACCAACCAUCUUCCCAUUCGAUCUACAUCGGGCAUACCACCCCUAAAGAUUGUCCAACUCGGUACAUCGACGCUAGCAUCGAGCUCUUUAACAUUUAUACCAACCUCCAGUCUGAUCAUCUCUCAGCCAGUCUCUCGACCAACAAACGAAGGCGGCGGUGCCAGAACGGCCAGACCAUCGGAACCUUAACUCAGUCUGAUCACUCCAAGCGAACCGACCAAAUACCCUUGGUGAUCAACACCAUGGGCUGGACCAGAGGACUUGGCCAAGAUAUCCUCAAUCAACUCCUUCAAACCAUCCAGCCUGCUCAAACCUUCAGCUUCAGUGAACGUCCCUUGCUAGCCGAUCUACAGUCAUCAUCAUCAUCAUCAUCAGAGGAAUAUGCUAUGCUCGAGCCCAUCGGUCCCACACCUCUCUCUUUGCGUCUCACUCCGGCGGAUUGUCGAGUCCUCGCAAUCGUUUCCUACAUGCACUCAACUCCACCCCCCCUUGGGAAUUUUUUUAUCAACCAGUGGGAGUUCCAACACCCCUUAUGGACUCGACGACCCUUCGAGGUUCGACCGGAUCGGAUCCAGCUACCCGACCACCCGGACUUCAACCACGACCAUCUCGGACACGUCGUGAAUGGCGGACUGAUCGGCUUGGUCGAUCGCAGCCAAGGCUCAUGGAUCGGCUUCGGCCUCGUCCGGGCCAUCGACCCCACUCGACGGACGAUCCAUCUCUUGACCCCGGCCUAUCCGACCGCCGAACAGAGCAAUCGGUCCAAAUACGAGUUCGUCAAGUACUCCGAACCUGAACUCCCUGUGAUCUGUUCCCUGAGCGAUGAUGGCCCCGUCCCGUAUCUCGAGAAAGAUUCGCUCGGGAAUCAUACUGCUGCUUCAUUGACCAUCGGCUCUGAGAAGAAGAGAGUUAGGAGGAACGUUCAGAGACGCUCUCAAAUCAUGCGCUAA